AUGGCGCUGCGGCUCUCGAGCAGCCGGUCGGCGGCCUCUGCCCUGCGCUCCGUGGGAGCUUCGAGCGCCCGCUCUACUGCCGCUCGCGCCUUUACCACCACAGCUGUGAGGGCCAAGGAUGUAGUCUCGGAUGUCUCUGAUACCCCGAAUCUAAGACACGCGCAACGCGGGCCGCAAGGAAUCAAGCACGUUCCCGUUGUCAAUCCUGCCGACAAGUACGAGUCCAAGGCCGAAGCUCUCCACAAAUACGGCCAGUACCUGCUGUCAUGUCUGCCGAAAUACAUCCAACAGUUCUCCGUCUGGAAAGACGAGCUGACCAUCUUCAUCCCGCCGUCCGGCGUCAUACCCGUCUUCAGCUUCCUGAAAUACCACACCGCAGCUGAGUUCACUCAGGUGUCGGACAUCACAGCUGUCGACUACCCGACCAAGGACCAGCGCUUCGAGGUGGUCUACAACAUGCUCAGCAUCCGGCACAACUCGCGCAUCAGGGUUAAGACGUAUGCCGACGAAGCGACCCCCGUCCCCAGUAUCUGCAGUCUCUAUGACGGCGCCAACUGGUACGAGCGAGAGGUGUACGAUCUCUUCGGCGUCUUCUUCGUCAACCACCCGGAUCUGAGGAGGAUCAUGACGGAUUACGGGUUUGAUGGACACCCGCUGAGGAAGGACUUCCCGAUGACUGGGUACACGGAGAUUCGAUACGAUGAGGAGAAGAAGCGCAUCGUGGUUGAGCCACUGGAGAUGACGCAGGCUUUCAGGAACUUUAGGGGCGGCAGCUCGGCAUGGGAACAAGUUGGGCCCGGACAUGACAGGACUCCCGAUCAGUUCAAACUACCAACGCCAAAGCCGGAGCCGAAGAAGGAAGAGCCUAAGAAAUGA
This is a messenger RNA of Coniosporium apollinis CBS 100218, 876 nucleotides long. Its product is annotated as NADH-ubiquinone oxidoreductase 30.4 kDa subunit, mitochondrial. Bases 1 to 876 code for a protein of 291 amino acids. The transcript has 5 exons. The record is from RefSeq and is a predicted model, not a curated record. Gene Ontology annotation, molecular function: NADH dehydrogenase (ubiquinone) activity. Lineage: Eukaryota; Fungi; Ascomycota; Dothideomycetes.